Messenger RNA from Musca domestica (house fly), 589 nucleotides. RefSeq lists its product as uncharacterized. The transcript has 4 exons. The coding region runs from base 53 to 589 and encodes 178 amino acids. NCBI's taxonomy places the organism in Eukaryota, Metazoa, Arthropoda, Insecta, Diptera, Muscidae. The record is from RefSeq and is a predicted model, not a curated record.
GAACUUUCUACAGAUUAACAAAGAUUUCUCCAUAAAAAAAAAUAAAUAAAAAAUGUCAACUAAAUUCUUUGCAUUUUAUUUUGCAUUUAUAAUGCUUGUUUUCUUUGUAACAAGGACAGAGGGCCUUUCAAUUAGAUUUCAGAACAUAAUUUGUCGCGCUGAAGAUCCCAAGUUCAUUCGUUUUGAUACUUGUAAGAUUACCGCAGUUUCCAGAAAAUCCCAGUAUAUUACUGUCAAGGCUGGCCUACUGGAACGGCCGCUAACUAAAUUCAGGCUGAGAUUCUUUUUCAUGCAACGUCUAAAUGGCUGGAAACCUUUUCUGUACGACUGGAGUAUUGGCUGUAAUUUUACAAAAACGUUGAACAAGUUGACAUCUUUGGUCUGGGAUAUUGUUAGAAAUAUUUCAAAUUUCAAUACUGAUUGUCCGUAUUACCAAGAAACAGUGGAUAUUCCUAGAGCCGAAAAUACAUAUUUCCAGAAUAUCCUAAAAAUGCUACCCAUACCAACGGGAGUCUAUGGCUUAUUCAUACAGGAGGGAACGGAGGCGCACAAAAGGGUUCACGUAGAAAUUCAUAUACAGGUUUCAUAA